Molecule: messenger RNA, 1202 nt
Organism: Miniopterus natalensis
Lineage: Eukaryota; Metazoa; Chordata; Mammalia; Chiroptera; Miniopteridae
Gene: CHLSN
Product: cholesin
Source: RefSeq, a predicted model, not a curated record
AGGAUGGUGAAACAGAAGAGGAAAGAUACCGGAGUGCCAGAGAAAAAGAGCAAAAAGCUGAAGAAGGUGCCAGCAACAGAGAAACUGCUGGCACCAGAAGCCACGUGGGGCUCCGAGGAAGCACACCCGGAGAGAGAAAGAGCGUGCUCGGACCCUGAGCUGUCCCCAGAGCUGUCCCCGGAGCAGAAGAGGGUCUUAGAGAGGAAGCUGAAGAAGGAACAGAAGAAGGCGGAGAGGAAGCGGCUGCGGGAGGCAGGCGUGGCCCUGGCCCCAGCCCAGCCCCUGCCUGCCAAGCGCUCGGGCGCCCAGCUGGCCCUGGACUACCUCUGUAGCUGGGCCCAGAAGCACGAGGACUGGAGAUUUCAGAAGACGCGGCAGACCUGGCUGCUGCUGCACAUGUACGACAAAGACCAGGUUCCCGAUGAGCACUUCUCUACCCUGCUGGCGUACCUGGAGGGGCUGAAGGGCCAGGCCCGUGAGCUGACUGUGCAGAAGGCUGAGGCCCUGAUGCAGGAGCUGGACGAGGCAGGCGCCAGCAGCCCAGACUGCCCCCUGCUGGAGAAAACCCAGCGCGUCCGACAGGUGCUGCAGCUGCUCUCCUAGGGUGCCCGGUCUUGAGGGCCCCUUCCUGCCAGGGCAGCCCUGCCACUGACUGCCUCCUUCCAGUGGGUGUGCUGGGGAGCCCAACGAGGAACAGCAGGGUUACUAUCAGGCCCGAGGCUGCCAGGUGCUAUGUCCCAUUCCUCUGGCACCAGACCCCUGGAAGGACACCUCUCUCCUGACCCUCCUUGGCCAGAGAGGUUUAUAGAUGAUGGCGGGUUCCAUCCCUUUACAGCAGGAUGAGGCCACUGAAAUAGCCUGGAGAUGCCAGGCCUGUGCCAGCCACCCUCGGGCCCUGGAAGUUGCUUGUUGAGGGAAAUGCCUGAUUUUCUGCCCAGGGGUCUUAGAGAUUGGCAGAGUCGCUCCCGCCAGCUGCUGUCCAUCAGUGUUCGGCUAAGGGGGGCACCCCAGGUUUGGGCCCCGCACAUCAGUCUGGUGGCCCCUCCCAUGCAAGCCACGUGUUUCCUGGCCCCGGCCUACCCUCUCGAGCCUCCGGGGCUGUGGCCAUCCACCUCUCACCUCCCUGCUCAGGUCAAGCCGCGGCCUCACUGCCCGCCUGCAGGGAAACUGGCUGUGUUUUCAAUAAAAGCAGCCCUGCUGGC